Messenger RNA from Hemibagrus wyckioides, 2476 nucleotides. It is a transcript of the gene hoxd3a, whose product is annotated as homeobox D3a. Gene Ontology annotation, molecular function: RNA polymerase II cis-regulatory region sequence-specific DNA binding; DNA-binding transcription factor activity, RNA polymerase II-specific. The transcript is spliced from 4 exons. The record is from RefSeq and is a predicted model, not a curated record. Gene Ontology annotation, cellular component: nucleus. The coding region runs from base 408 to 1598 and encodes 396 amino acids. Gene Ontology annotation, biological process: regulation of transcription by RNA polymerase II. NCBI's taxonomy places the organism in Eukaryota, Metazoa, Chordata, Actinopteri, Siluriformes, Bagridae.
UACCGCAUUCUGAGCUAAAGCGCUGUAACCCAACUACAUUUUCUCUCCUCGCAUGUUUGUUUUGUGUAUUUUUCAGAAAGCCCGAGUGAGAUAUGCUUAGCUCCAAAAAAAGAUUCCAUCGCUUAAUAGCUGUCAUUUUGGGCUGACCGACGCUAGUGCUCGUAUACAGACUGUAUAUGAAAACAAAAAUGCUUCAAUAUAUCCGCCAACGACACAGAAGGGAAGACAUGGAUUAUCUGGAUUCGUUUGGUCGUGGUGCAAAUAAUGAGAAGCGCUUGAGGGAAAACAGAAAACCGUGGAUAAAAGACUACGAUCAAAGCUUAAAAAACCUGUGGGAAGUCCCUAUUACAUAACACUGGAGCCCAUGCCAUUGUACAGACAUACAAAGUAGUAUAAAACCUUUCAAAAUGCAGAAAGCCACUUAUUAUGAUAACUCUGGACUUUUUGGAGGCUACUCAUACUCAAAGUCAGACUCUUAUGCAUAUGGGCCCGCCCAUCAGUCCUACCCCACAUCCAGCAUAGAAAAUGACUAUCAGGGUCCCAUCUGUUCAGUACAAUCUACAACGGUCCGGCCGCCGGUGCACAAAAACAGCGACAUCAGUGGCAGCUGUAUGCGACCAAAUGGUAGCCAAGGCAGCCAACCAGAGAGUGUUGUUGACCAACAACAAGCGCCUCCUUUAGCACCCACCUCACCCAACUCAAGCAGCACCACCACCACCCAGAAAAAGAAAUCUCCCAACAACAAUGGCUCCAACACUGCCACCUCAGUCAUCACCAAGCAAAUAUUUCCAUGGAUGAAGGAGACGCGUCAGAACUCAAAGCAGAAAAGUACCAACUGCACAACUCCAGGAGAGACCUGCGAUGACAAAAGCCCACCAGGCCCGGCCUCCAAGCGGGUGCGCACUGCUUACACCAGCGCCCAGCUCGUGGAGCUUGAGAAAGAAUUCCACUUUAAUCGCUAUUUAUGCCGACCACGAAGAGUCGAGAUGGCCAAUCUGCUCAAUCUCACCGAGCGCCAAAUAAAGAUCUGGUUUCAAAACAGGAGAAUGAAGUACAAAAAGGAUCAGAAAUCCAAGGGAAUAAUGCACUCUCCCUUAGGACAUUCUCCGGACAGAAGCCCGCCGCUAAGUGGGCCCAAUCACGUUGGAUAUUCUGGUCAGCUUCCAAAUGUAAACAGCCUGAACUAUGAUGCGCCGUCUCCUCCGUCCUUCGCCAAACCUCAGCAAAAUAUGUACGGCUUGGCUGCCUAUACGGCGCCGUUGGGCGGCUGUAUACCGCAGCAAAAAAGGUACCCGGGUGCAGAGUACGAGCACCACGGCAUGCAAGGGAACGGAAGUUUUGCCAAUGCUAAUUUACAAGGCAGUCCUGUGUAUGUUGGGGGAAAUUUUGUUGAUUCGAUGCCAGCUUCGGGCCCUAUGUUCAACCUUGGUCACCUUCCUCAUCCUUCAUCCGCCAGCGUGGACUACAGCUGUGCCGCUCAGAUUCCGGGCAACCACCAUCAUGGACCGUGUGACCCCCACCCCACAUACACAGACCUCAGCUCUCACCACGCGUCUCAGGGAAGGCUGCAGGAAGCGCCGAAACUUACUCAUUUGUAAGGAUUUCAAGUGCGUGUGCCCAAGCGAAGUGUCGCUUUUUAUUACCUCAUGAGUUAAAAGUAAUUUAUAUAACUACACUUCGAGAGAGACACAAUGUAUUACUCCUGUAUUAUUAUUGAUAGUACUAUUACUGCUAUGACUGUAACAAUUUUUAAGCUGUGGUCCAUAUCUCUUGACUGUUGAAGAUGCGACAGAGUGUUUGUUGUCAGUCAUUCAGAUCUUGAAAGAGGAGAACGUAAUAUGAAGGAAGUUUCAUAUCUUAUUACUUGAAGGUAAGUUCUGUAGAUUUUACAAUAAUAGGCUCCCAUCUUUAUAGGGAUGGAAUUUGUAGAAAAAAAAUCAUUGCCAUUGUUAAGUCGUCUGUUAGUAAUUGGUAAAUAUGAAUCAGUUCACACUAAAAGUGUCAUUAUUUAUUAUUUUCAUCUGAGAUUGUAUGGCAGACAUUUAUCACUAUUGUAUAUUUAUUAUUUAUGUCUUUUGUAACACAUUUAUUAUUAUUAUUAUUAUUAUUAUUAUUAUUAUUAUUAUUAUUAUUAUUAUUAUUAUUAUUUAUCUUUUCAUGUGGACUAUUUAUAUGGAGUAUAGUACAAGUUAUGCAAACUAAUUGGGAAUACUGCGUGCGGCAUUAUCACUUUUUUUUGUUUUGUUUUGUUAUUUGUUUGUUUGUUUUGCUGCAGCAGCUCGAAAAUGGACGGAUUUCUGUGUUGUUGUUUUCCAAAAGAAUAUCCGGCACAUUUUUUAUCGUCACAUUUUUGCCCUAAUCACUCAUAACAAAUUUUAUUUUGUGAGUGAACAGUAAAGUCCACAAAUUGACGAAACGAUAUGGAAAUGUUAUAUUUUAUUGUGUUAUAGAUUUUGUAAAUAAAGUGCUUAAACUG